Lineus longissimus is the source of this 8422-nucleotide messenger RNA. Its product is annotated as 5'-3' exoribonuclease 1-like. The transcript is spliced from 30 exons. The coding region runs from base 108 to 5954 and encodes 1948 amino acids. The record is from RefSeq and is a predicted model, not a curated record. Gene Ontology annotation, molecular function: exonuclease activity; nucleic acid binding. Lineage: Eukaryota; Metazoa; Nemertea; Pilidiophora; Heteronemertea; Lineidae.
CUUGCACAAUUUUCCGAAUUGUUACCUCACAAACAACUCAUUAUUUUCAUUUGUGUAACCACUAAUUUCAGUUUGCUAAUGUUCACAUAAGUAUCUAAAAUUCAAAGAUGGGUGUACCUAAGUUCUACCGCUGGAUCAGCGAGCGGUAUCCGUGUUUGAGCGAGGUUGUCAAAGAGCAUCAGAUUCCUGAUUUUGACAAUCUCUACUUGGACAUGAAUGGCGUAGUCCAUAUGUGUUCGCAUCCAGAAGAUGACAAUCCACAUUUUAGGAUCACAGAGCAGAAGAUAUUUGAAGAUAUUUUCCAUUAUCUUGAGGUGCUGUUCCGCAUGAUCAAACCUAAGAAAGUGUUCUUCAUGGCUAUAGAUGGUGUAGCGCCAAGGGCAAAGAUGAACCAGCAGAGAGGGCGGCGAUUCAGAUCUGCUCGGGAAGCAGAAGAGCUGAUCAAACGAGCAGAACAGAAGGGUGAGGUGUUACCGUCAGAGGAGAGAUUCGAUUCCAACUGUAUUACUCCAGGAACUCCAUUCAUGGUCAACCUUCAGGAACAACUCAAGUAUUUUAUUGUGAACAAGUUGUCAACAGAUCCAAUGUGGCAGGGCACAAGAAUUUUGUUGUCAGGUCAUGAGACUCCUGGUGAAGGAGAACACAAGAUCAUGGACUUCAUCCGAUCAGAAAAAAGUAAACCAGACUAUGAUCCAAACACAAGGCACUGUUUGUAUGGCUUAGAUGCUGAUCUCAUCAUGCUGGGACUCACAUCACAUGAGCCACAUUUCUCACUGCUUAGAGAAGAAGUGAGAUUUGGUGGCAAGAAAUCACAAAAAAGAAUGACAACAGUCGAGGAAACAACGUUCCACCUCUUGCAUUUAUCAUUAAUGAGAGAGUACCUAGCAUUUGAGUUCUCACCGGUAAAGAAUAAACUUCCAUUUGCCUUCGACAUGGAGAAGAUCAUUGAUGAUUGGGUGCUAUUGGGUUUCCUGGUCGGCAAUGAUUUCAUUCCUCAUCUGCCGCACAUGCACAUAAAGAAUGACGCACUGCCGCUGCUGUGGAAGACAUACAUGGAUAUACUGCCAACUCUAGAUGGGUAUAUCAAUGAUGGUGGGAAGUUAAAUUUACCAAGAUUUGAAAAGUUUCUUGGGGAACUCGCAAAGUUUGAUUUGGAGAAAUUUAACGAUGAAUAUGCUGAUCUCAAGUAUUUCCAAGCGAAAACGGGGAGGAAGACAUUCAGCAACACCAAGCCAGGUCCAGCCCAGAAAGGCAAAGCUAAGGGAGCCAAUGGUUUAUCACUGACCAAUGACUUUGGAGUGUUGGAAAAACUUGGGGGAGAAUUUGAUAUGCCACCAGGUGUGAACGGCAAUGAUGAAGAGGAUGAGUACAGUGAUGGUGGCAUUGAAUCGUCCGACUCAGAUUCUGAGGAUAUGUUCGAUAUGGAGUUCCGUCAGCAUAAGCGUAACUACUACAUGGAUAAAAUGAGGUUUGAACAUGUUACUCCUGAUGUGCUGGAGGACCAGGCCCAUGGUUAUGUUAGAGCUAUUCAAUGGAUAUUACUCUACUACUAUGAUGGUGUCCCUUCUUGGAGCUGGUUCUACCCUUAUCAUUAUGCACCCUACAUCAGUGACGUCAAGAACUUCAAGGACAUGGACAUCACAUUUGACAUAGCGACUCCCUUCCUGCCAUUUCAGCAGCUAAUGGCUGUACUACCAGCGGCCAGUAAAAAACUUCUGCCAAAGGCCUAUGUAGGCUUGAUGCUGAAUGACAAUUCACCUGUGAUAGAUUUCUACCCACAAAAGUUUGAGACAGACUUGAACGGCAAACAGCAGGACUGGGAGGCAGUUGUUCUGAUACCAUUUAUUGAUGAGGGCCGACUUCUUGCAGCCAUGAGGUCUGUUGAACAGCAACUCACUGAUGACGAGAGAAAACGAAACCGCCAUGGUCCGUGUCGUAUGUACGAAUACACACCUGAGCCGCAACAACGGUAUCCCUCCUCAAUGCCUGGCUCAUUUCCAGACAUCAUCGUCAAUCACGCGAAAAUCACAGAAUUUGACCAUAAAGAUUUUGUGGUACCAAGGCACAAGUUACAGAAGGGGCUCUGUCCGGGUGUGAAACUGGAUGUUUACUUUCCCGGAUUUCCAACGAUGAAGCAUUUACCGCAUUCGGCCCAACUGAAGAAGACUGGUGUGAAAGUCUUCCAGAUGAAUAGCCGUGGUGAGAACAUGAUGGUCACCAUACAACAUGAGCAGGGAGAACUGGAUGUAGGAAAGAUAGCCAAGGAGCUCAUCGGACAGACAAUAUUUGUUGAGUGGCCUCAUCUGUAUGAAGCCAAAGUUGAGAGCAUCUCCACUGAUUCAGUCAAAUACAUCAGUGUUGAAACAUGUGAGCCCAAGUCAAAGUCAAAAGGCGGGAAAAAGAGGAGUAGUAUUGAGAUGGGAGAUCUUCAGGAAGAUGAACACAUGCAGUGGCAUACACAGGUCAAGGCCAUCAAGGAGAAGUACUUCAACCGUUUAGGUGUGGUCAUUGGUGAAACAAAGAUCCUGGUCAAUGCCUGGCCGAUUAUGGGCAGGAAGUACAUCUGUGGCGCACAUGGCAAGAUUACACUGGAGAAACAGUGGGCAAAUACAGCACUACCAUAUGUUUAUCAAGCCACAGUCAAGGAUAUUGCAUCACAUGAUCCAACGUUCCACGUUUUCGAGUCAAUUCACGACCUGUUCCCAACCCAUGGAGAUGUGUUCAUGCUCGGUCAACCUCACUAUGGCUGCAUGGGAGAGGUGCUCGAGAUAGACCCAGCUCAGAGUGGACGCAUCAGAGUUGAACUUUCUGUGUUGCAUGAACCGAACAUGAACCAUAUUAGCACUAAAUAUAGGCAACACAUGCUCCAGUGGAUGCCUGGGUAUAGCGUCGCCCAAAAAAUCGGAAUCAGUGGCCACCUGGUGUCGAGAAUAACGGGUUGCAUCUUUAUCGUGAAGGGCUCCAAGGAUAACGAAGGUCGCGAGGAAAAGGUCAACGUAGGCUUGAACCUGAAGUCAAAAAAGAAAAUGGAAGAGGUGCCAAGUUACACAAAAUUGGUUGGUGAUGGCUGGCUGUAUUCAAACAAGACGGUAGAUGUACUGGCAGAAUACAUUGAAAAGUUCCCUGGCUUAUUCGACCUCAUUGGAUCUGGCUCAAACUCAAAUGACAUGUAUUAUGAAUCAGACAUAUUUGGAGAUAGCGACUCCUCUCUCCGAGAAGUCGAUGAAUACCUGAAGAAAGUGCCAUGUGCUGAUGUUCCACGAAUGCACCAUGGUUGUGAACUCCUGGAAGAACCUGCUGUGGCAAUGAUUGAAGAAGAAGUUGAGAAGAUCAAGGAGGCUGACGCCAAGAAGAGGAAACACGUGCGAGUGCAAGUCAGGCCUCAUCUAUUAUUCAGACCACUUAAGAACCAAGGCACAUUGGUCCCUGAAAAGACAGCAGAGUAUGCCUUGUUUGAUCGUGUGGUGAAUGUUCGGCUAGGGUACUCAGUGCCAUUGGGUGUGAGGGGAACUGUGAUAGGGAUCAUUGCAGGUGAACGGGAACAAGAUGUGAUCUAUGAGGUGAUAUUUGACGAGAGCUUCCGAGGUGGGAUCAAUAUUCGAGCGAAGGGUCACAAGUGUUACCGCCUACCCCCAUGUGCGCUCAUCAACCUGACGCAUGGCCAACGGAAAGAAUCCGGCACAAAGUUACCUCCGCCAUUGUCAGCCAAGUCGUCCAAUGAUCAACGGCAGCAGCAACCAAAACAGCAGUAUGGAAGUCCACGUAGGGCCUGGGGACAGGAUCGAGAAUACAAUGGUGCUGAUAGAGGAGCAGGACCUUCUCGUGAUUAUUAUAACAAUAGUAGCAGAGGUUACCAGGGCAGAGGGCAAAAUGAUUGGGAGGGUAGAGAUCAGGGUAACUGGAGUGGGGGUUACCAGGGAAGGGGUCAGAAUGGCCGAGAUGAAUCAUGGAAUAGGAAGGGUGCUGGUGGACACCAAGGGAGCUGGUCUCAAAAUCAGGAACGGGAGGGACUGGACCAGGGGGCAUGGAAUAAGAAAGCUGGUUUUGGACAUUCAGGGAGUGGGUCUCGGGACAAUUAUACUAAUAGUGCAAAUCGAGGCGGUCCACGUCAAAAUGCAUGGCAGGAAAAGCAGCAGAGACCACAGCAAGAGGAGCGUGACCCGCAGGAAGAAAGGAAUAUUUGGGAACAACUGCAGGCAAAUACUUCAAAAUCUCAAGGUCAGAGCCAGGGUAAAGGUCCGAAAAGACAAGGCAAAGGUGAAGUUGAGCUACAGACCGAACAGGAAUUCAAAGGAGCAUCUUUGCAAACAGCAGCUAAAGCUUUACCAACAAAUAUCCAACCAGACAUGAACAUGAAUAAGAAUACAAAUCUUGAUGGAAAGAAUUAUGAAAAGAAGGGAGUCUCACCGAGUGAUGGGAAGAAAAUUGUAGAUGAGUUUUCAGCAAUGCUACAGUCGCUGGAGAUAUCCGACAAACAGCAGCGGGGGGGUGAGUUCAAGGUGACUGCAAUUCGGACACGUCAGGAGAGUGCUGGUAGUUCUGGGCUGGAGGUACCUGGGUCGAGGGCCCGGCUCGAUAGCGCAAGGAGUGGUGACUUCUCAGCAGAUGAACAGUCAAAGGAUGCCAAAGAAGCUACGACGGCCCUGUGUCAGAUGUUGAAGAUAGAUGCUGCAGCAAACCUCGACAAACCCUCCGAGACGAAGAAUUACGGGCGGAAAGUGUCUGUGGAUGAAUUCUUCUGUGAAGCAAAGCGUAAAACCUCUGCGAAUAAUGCGCCAGCAAUAUCAGAGUUGGUGACAACUUCGUCAUUAUCUGCACCACAGCCAGCACCCAGUGUGGUUUCUGCACCAUUGUUGCCGGCGCCAACGGCAGUGCCCGCUGGAGUUCAUCCUGGUGAGUUGGUUAACCCUGGAGCAGCGUUGCAAGGUCAACCAGUACAACAGGCAGGCAUGGCACAACCACUUGGAAGGCAGAACAAACAACAGAAGGUGUCCUCUGUGACUGAGGUGGAGGAAUGGUGCAAGUCUAAGCGGAUGCCUCCUCCGAAGUUCGACUACUUCCCACUGCUGCAGGGAACGAUGACACACUACGCGGCGUUAAUCACGUUUAGCAAUGGCAUGAAGUUCCAGGGAUCGUAUGCCAAGUCCCGGGAGCGGGCUGCUGAGAGUGUCUCUUCACAGGCCAUGCUUCAUCUUCGUGGAAUGCAUCAAGCUCCUGUCCCUUAUAACAUGGGAGCCCCCAUGUAUGGACAGGCCUGUGGCCCAGUGCCUGGAGGAAUAGGAUCAGCUAACUCAGCAUUCCGUCCAGUUCACCCAGGGCAGCCACAAAAAGUCUGCUUCACCAGUUGGAUAAAUGGAGGUCCACAGUAUGGAAUGCCCCCAUUCUUCCAAGGCAAUCCAGCCACUGGUGCUUAUGGCAUGCCACCAUUCUUCCAGGGAGGAUAUCCCCCACAUAUGGUGCCAGCCUUUAUGGCAAACCAGGCAGGUUUCCAACCAGGACAGCGUCCUGCUGGCCCAGUGCGGCAAGCUGGAACCAUGAUGCAGCCUCGACCACAGGGAGAUCUCUCGUACCAGCAACGACACCAAGAAGCUAGUUUGCAUCCACCAGCAAAUAUAGAUUUGGCAAAGUCGCCUGACAAAGCUAAUCCCUUUGUACCUUUACAGGUCACGAGAAAGCAGACACCACAAAAAUCAAAGAGAGCAAAUAAUACAGAGGAAACUACAAAACCCAAGUCUAGUCCUCAACGGUCAGGUGGAAAUCACAUGAAAGAAAAUAAAAGUAACAAUGCUGGCCAACCAGAGACUGUGAAACAAACAAGCAGAGAAAAUGCAAGCCAGUCAGGAACAGCGAGACAAGAUGCUCAUCAUAAAUCCAGCCAAUCACAUGAAGCCCACCCGAAAAAGAAAAAAGCAAAAUCAAGAUUAGCAGCCAAUUUUGGAAAAAUGGGACAAUGAUUCUUUUAAUGCCAAUAUGGGCUUCUGAUUUUAAAAAGUGUAUUGCAAUGAAUUGGAAUGUUUACUGAAUGAAUUUGCCUGGAAGGGUAUACCGGAACUGUAAACUUGGCAAUAUGUCAUUGCGAAAAGAACAUCGAUUUGAGAUUACUGUUACAGGGUUGUCAAAAUGCUAAAUUAAAGGUAAACCAAAGUGGCCAUUUCACCAACCUCAAAAUGUAUUGGCUGCAUAUAUUUCCCAGUUUACAGUAGCCUACUUCAAGGUCAAAAUAUUAUAGUGAGUGAAAUUCUGUUGUUGCAGAUUUUUUGCCAGAAUAUGGACUGAUUUUAAAAGACAACUCAUCCUUUUAGACAGCCAAGAUGUAACAGCUACGUCUCCCUUUGCCAUGUUCUGGUCACGUUGACCUAAAUUUGAAUUCGUUAUUUUUUACUUCAUUGAUCAAACAUUAUCUAUAGAGCUCCUGGGCUUUUGCAAGACUGACCCCAUACAAGGGUUGGCAAUUGCAGCAACAGGCACACAUUUUGCCUUGUUGUGACCAAGUCGACACCAAGGGACAUCACCACUGCCAACUUUAAUACAAAAACGCAACUAAUACUACAUGUAUGUAAGCAGAUCUGGCUGAACCCUAAAACACCAGCAGAUACACAAUCACUGGACUAGGCCAAUGCAGCAUAAAUUACACUUGUAUUGGUGCUAGGUAAACCUGGUUACACAUGACACCAUCUGACAUAUCUGAUACCGAUUGUUAAUCACAACACAGUGACAGAGUAUCAAGUAGGAAAUCUGGAUGCCUUUAUGUUUAACUUGGGUUUUCAAGCACAACCAAACCUGGUAAGGUGAAGAAUUCCCAUCCUCAGGCUGGACUAGUAAGAACUUAUUUAAGGAAUUUUAAAUAUAGAGCUGGCUGGUUGUCUAAUCAAUGCUCUUUUUUACAAUUGUUGUUAAGUUUCCUGUAUGCCACACUUGGCAUGGGUUUUGGUCAGGAUACACAUGGACUUAUAUUACUUUUUUCUGGCAAAUGCAACAGACAUUAUAAUCAUCCGCUCCGGCAGCAUAACAUUGUAUUCCCAAGGAGGAUACCGCGGUGACGUCACAUCACGUGAUCCCGACCCAUAUUAGUGAUCGCUAUGGCCAAUCAGAUUCAGUCUACUGACAGCACCAGCACUGAACACAUCUCCACGUCUCCCUGUCUGGUGCGCUCCUGUACACAAAAACACCAAUAGACAUGAAAUAUUGCAAUACCUAGUAUGGAUUCUUCCUGUGUAAAAUAAAAUUUACAGAGCAGAUUAACUUCCACGAAUAAAAAAGACGUUUGGCGUGGCCAAAGUGCGGAAAUAAUGUCUCCGCUAAAAUACACUACGAAAUACACUAGGCAAUGCACUACGCAAUAUACAGUAGAGAUGCAGUUGAGUUUGUUAUUGUUUUGACUUAAAAGCCCGCCCAUAUCAUAAUAAAUUCAUGUAUUCAUGAAGUAUGAACUCAUUUUUGUCCCAUACAACUCUAAGAACAGUCAAUUUCUCCUUAAAUCAUCACCGAAACCGCGAUAUCCGCAGGAAGAUUUUGUUCUAGUGUCCGAAAAUGCAUGAUCUUACAGGGGCGCUAACUCGACAAAUAGAGGGGAUCUAUGGGGAUCUAUGCGAGUUUUAGGUAAUACAGGUCUCGAACUUGUAAAAUCUGUAAACAUGCCUCCAAAUCCCAUUAUGAUAAUGAAGAGAUUGCCCCAUAUCUGGGAGACUGUUUUGAAACCAUCGCUAAUUUUGGAAGAUCGGUGCCGGCUAUUUGGUUUAAAAAACCCUAUUUUCCCCCAUCAAAACAGCACUUUUCAUUAUUCAAAUGAUAGCUUAUUGUCUGAAGACUUAUUUCAUAGCAGAAAAGUACUAAUAACUCUGAUUUGAUGCGAAAAAUCUAACUUUUUUGAUGACUUGAUUUUCCCUUGGCCGUGGAUCGAGUUUGUUUACAAUAUGCAGCGCCAUCUUGGAAAAGCCGUGACGUCACCGCGGUAUCCUCCUUGGUAUUCCUUUGAAUGUUUAUCAAGCAGCAUUUGUUUGUAAUUAUAGCUUGGUGUAUUGUUUAAGUAUGAAUGCAUACGAUUUUAUUCUAAAGAGAUCCAAAAUGAGAGAUUCUGUAAAAUCACUUAUUUUUACUGGAAAAAAUUUUACCGGAAAAGAUAUUUUCCUGAUUCAAGCAAGGAUGUUGUGGUGAAUGCGACAUCGGGCAACUGGAUGAUUUCUUGACGUGUAUGAGAGUGCUAAAGCUGUCAAUUGCAGCCUAUGAAAGCCCUGCUGAAAUGAUGGGGGACUGACCCAUAUAUGAGAGCAUUUACUUGCAAUAUCUACUGAUGGCCCUCAUCUGUGAAAAAAAUAAAGGUAUUCUAUGGACCACUGCAUUUAGGCAAAAAUGUGCUCCGUUUCCACUGACCGCAUAAAUGUGAGAAGAGGGUACAUUAAAGUGUUGAUGCUAUCUAAUCCAA